AUGUCCGUUCUGCAGAUCGCGGUCCUGGCGUGCGCCGUGGCGGUCGCCAGCGCCGGGUUCUACCCCAGCGCCGCCGUCGCACUCACGGCGGCCAGCCUGCAGCAACAGCAGCAGCAGUCUCAGCUGCAGCAGCAGCGCGCACUGGCCGCCGGGGGCGGCGGGGCUGCCUCCGGGGGCGGCGGCGCGCCGGGGCAGACGCUGACGUACUACACUGCGGGCCCGGUGACGUACCAGCCCGCGGGCCCGCCGGCGGCCAUCGCGUACCACCCGGCGGCGCCGCUGGCUUACGCGGCGCCCGCCGCCGCCGUGGCCGUGCACCCGGCGGGCGGCGCCGUCGCCUACCCCGUGGCCGCCUACCACCCCGCCUACCCCGCGCUCACCAAGGAGGGCGUCGCCUUCCACCCGGGCGCGCCGCUCGCGCUGCACCCCGCGGCGCCCGUCGCCUUCCACACGGCGACGCCGCUGCUGUACCACGUGCCCGCCUCCGCGCACGCGCAGAACGCCGGCUCUUCCUCCGGCAAGGGCGACGGCGGCGGUGACGGCGGCUCCUCCUCCUCGCACUUCACCUUCGACGGCCUCGGGUACAACUACUCCUACUAG
Messenger RNA from Schistocerca serialis cubense, 600 nucleotides. RefSeq names its product vitelline membrane protein Vm26Ab-like. Bases 1 to 600 code for a protein of 199 amino acids. Lineage: Eukaryota; Metazoa; Arthropoda; Insecta; Orthoptera; Acrididae. The record is from RefSeq and is a predicted model, not a curated record. The transcript has 3 exons.